Molecule: messenger RNA, 825 nt
Organism: Aspergillus campestris IBT 28561
Lineage: Eukaryota; Fungi; Ascomycota; Eurotiomycetes; Eurotiales; Aspergillaceae
Exons: 3
Coding region: 28-540 (170 amino acids)
Cellular component (GO): mitochondrion
Source: RefSeq, a predicted model, not a curated record
UUUAGGGGCUGCUUGACAACCAGCACAAUGCGAUUCUGGCGACAGUUACACCACCACCCUCUGGUGGCCCCCUUCUCUUCGCGACAAUUGUCCCACACGAGGACCGAAUGCAGUGAUUUCCCGCGUCGAAUACUCGAAAGGAGAGGUUUGGAAGAGACAGAGUUACGACUCGAUCCUCAUAACUAUACAGGUGGAAGAUGGCUUCACCGAGACGAGCUCCAACGCAACGCUCGCCGCAUGAUGUUCGACUUCUCUGCGCUUUGUGAGAGAGCCACCCGCUUCUGCCCAGGGGCUACUAGGGUAGUCCACUGUGAAAAGAAGGAAGGGAGAUGCAAUAGGGUCUUUCUUCUUACAAUGAACACGGGCUCCCGUGUCGUGGCAAGAUUACCCACUAGUAUUAGUGGCCCUCCGAGGUUGACAACGAAUUCCGAGGUAGCAACAAUGGCAUAUUUACGAGGCAAGAUCUCGCUCCCGAUCCCCGAUAUCCUGGAUUGGAGCGAUGAUCCAUCAAAUCCCAUUGGCACGGAGUAUAUUAUUUAAGAGCAUGUGGCAGGUGUUCCCCUGCGUGAUAUGUGGCCUCGGAUGAACAUGGAACAGCAUAUGCUGUGUACAGAAGCGCUCUCCAUCGCGAUCAGAGAACUGGCAUCCUUUAAGUUCCCGGCCUAUGGGAGUCUGUACUUUGCAGAUGGGCCCCUGGAGUCGCACCUGAAGAUUUCUUUCGACCAGGGAUUCUCUAUUGGUCCAAGUUGCAGUCCGGUUUUCUGGAAUCGAAGUCCGGGCGAGCUUGAGCUUUAUGGGGUUCCCAGUUCAAAUUGUGGUCCUUGU